Molecule: messenger RNA, 504 nt
Organism: Aphanomyces astaci
Lineage: Eukaryota; Oomycota; Saprolegniomycetes; Saprolegniales; Verrucalvaceae
Exons: 1
Coding region: 1-504 (167 amino acids)
Source: RefSeq, a predicted model, not a curated record
AUGGGCGACACAUCAGCCGCAUGUAUGGAGUUCGUCAAGAUGGCGCGAGCGAGAACGCUCACACGUGAAGACCGCUUGGACAUGCUUCGACUGUUCGCGUUCUACACGAGCCAAGGCGAGACCGCUCCGUCCAAGAAGGUGGUUCAAGCACUUGGACGCAACGUUGCUGUUGUUCGUGGAGUGUGGUGUGAGUACUGUGACUACGGAACUGUGACGGCAGCCACCCCUGCCGCGAACCGCACAGCGCACCCAACAAGGCUCAUACACUCGACGCAAAACAUUGAACUGAUCCAAGCAUUCGUGCGAUCACGCCGUGUUACGCGCAUGCGGGGGACAGCUGUUGACGUGUUGACGUACUUGAAUGAGAUGGACGUUCUCUCUGUGGACCUCACAAGCAAGACUGCCACCCUCGCUGGCGUCCAAGCGUCGUGGCUACAAGCGCGGCAAGAAGCCAGGAUCGUCGAGCUACCAUCUGUCCAAGUCGAACGUGUUGGCGGGCGAUGA